CCAUUAACCCAGCAAUUCAUAUCCCUUACCCCCCGCAGAAAAAGGGUCAACGAUAAAGAUGAGACGAUGAAUAAUAAUCAAACUCAAAUGAGCUCUUUCCAAUUCUUUACUAGACAAGAUUCAGAAUCUUUGCUCACCACAAUAUUUCUUUAGCUUGACAUCGUUAUUAUGCAAUCUCAUUCACUAAAUUAUCCAACUCUACUUCAUGUAUGUCAACAUAGAUAAAUAUAUCUGUAAACUGGACUGAGACCUUGAACCAAUGGCUUCUGUGAUUAUUCACCGCGACGAAGAAACGCCGUUAGUUGUUGCCACCGAUGAAUCACCGAUUCAAUUUCAACAGCAUAAAAGCCACACAAGAGAUGUUCAUAUUUUGAGCAUAGCGUUUUUACUCAUCUUUCUUGCUUAUGGAGCUGCUCAGAAUUUACAGAGCACUCUCAACACUGAGGAGGAUUUGGGUACGACUUCGCUUGGGAUAUUAUAUUUGUCUUUUACAUUUUUUUCUGUGUUUGCUUCUUUGGUGGUGCGGAUUCUCGGAUCCAAGAAUGCUUUGAUUGUUGGAACUUCGGGUUAUUGGUUAUACCUGGCUGCAAAUUUGAAGCCCAAUUGGUAUACGUUGGUUCCGGCUUCUGUUUAUCUUGGGUUUUGCGCUUCUAUAUUAUGGGUUGGGCAGGGAACAUAUCUAACUUCCACUGCACGCAGUCAUGCUAUAGAUAACAAUUUCCACGAAGGUGCGGUAAUUGGUGACUUCAACGGAGAGUUCUGGGGUGUAUACACACUUCAUCAGUUUAUUGGAAAUCUUAUUACAUUUGCUCUUCUCAGUGAUGGGCAGGAGGGAAGUACCAAUGGCACAACUUUAUUGUUUGUCGUAUUCCUUUCCGUUAUGACCUUUGGUGCAAUAUUAACGUGCUUUCUGCAUAAACGUGGUGAUUAUAGCAAGGGAGGAUACAAGCAUUUGGAUGCCGGUACUGGUCAAUCAAAGUCCCUUAAGUCUCUAUGUAGAUCACUCACGGGUGCACUGUCUGAUGUGAAGAUGUUGUUGAUCAUACCCCUUAUAGCAUAUUCAGGUCUACAACACGCUUUUGUAUGGGCUGAAUUUACCAAGUAUGUUGUAACUCCAGAAAUUGGUGUUUCUGGUGUUGGUAUUGCAAUGGCAGUAUAUGGGGCUUUUGAUGGAAUAUGUUCUCUGGUCGCUGGUCGUCUCACCUUUGGUCUCACAUCCAUUACAUCAAUAGUUUCUUUUGGAGCUUUUGUUCAGGCAGUUGUACUAAUCUUACUUCUGCUAGAUUUCAGCAUGUCGAGUGGAUUUAUUGGUACUUUGUAUAUACUUUUUUUGGCUGCUUUAUUGGGCAUUGGUGAUGGAGUUCUAAUGACGCAGCUCAAUGCUUUGCUAGGAAUGCUAUUUAAACAUGACAUGGAAGGGGCUUUUGCUCAGCUAAAGAUAUGGCAGAGCGCUACCAUUGCUAUGGUGUUCUUUUUGGCCCCGUACAUUUCGUUCCAAGCAGUUAUCAUGGUCAUGUUGACUUUACUAUGCUUGUCAUUCUGCAGUUUUUUAUGGUUGGCUCUCAAGGUGGGGAAUGCGUCGUCGCCCUCCACCAGUUAGUGAAUUUAAUGUUGCUACAAGUGCAAGCAUAGUCGUUUUUCCUAUACGGCACAUUUCCUUCAGUUGAAUGAAGUGUACAAAUUGUGACAGUUAUAAUUUAUUAACUCUCGUGUCUAUUUGUUAUUUACUGAAUAAUAUUCAGGAUGAAUUAGUAUGAUAUUCACUCAAUGAAAGAUCUAUCUAAUAUAUGUGUAUCCAA
This is a messenger RNA of Medicago truncatula (barrel medic), 1799 nucleotides long. Its product is annotated as UNC93-like protein 3. The transcript has 10 exons. The record is from RefSeq and is a predicted model, not a curated record. NCBI's taxonomy places the organism in Eukaryota, Viridiplantae, Streptophyta, Magnoliopsida, Fabales, Fabaceae. Gene Ontology annotation, biological process: potassium ion homeostasis. The coding region runs from base 260 to 1600 and encodes 446 amino acids.